CAUAAAAUUCAAUUAAAUUCAAAUAAAAUAGGAAAAAAAAAAUAAUUGAGGGAGGAAUAUCUUAACAUGUCCAGGGUAGAUUCCUUGUAUUGAAUUGAUGGAGCCUGGAAAGUGGAAAUAUAAAUAUAUAAAACUCCUCAAAUCUAUCUUGUUCUCGUUAAAUCAGUUAAAUUUUGAACUUUGAAGUUUUCCAUUACCUUUCUUCUCCAAUGGAUUUCCCCAUCUUUUCUAGUUUCUGAAAUUAAUUUGGGGCUUUAAAAAUGUUAUCCAUUAUUUGAAGUUUUCUUCUAGAAACUUCUCGACCGAGUGAAAAUAUAACCCAAAAUUCUGAAACCUUCUUUUGCAAUCAAUGAAGAAAUUCCGUGUGUUCUGUACAGACCCAGAUGCUACAGACUCAUCAUCAAGCGAUGAAGAUGAGAAAAUCAAAGAAAACCCCCUUAAAAAGAAGCGUUUUCUUCGGGAAAUUACCAUUAAAAAUGGCAGAAAAGCAUCGGAAAAACCCAUGGCUAAGGGUUCUCCGACUGCAAGGAUGCCAAAAAAGGCGGUCAAAUACCCGGGAGUUCGAUUGAGACCUUGGGGAAAGUAUGCUGCUGAAAUUCGACACCCAAUUGAUAAGGUAAGAAUUUGGUUAGGAACUUUUAAUACUGCUAAAGAAGCUUAUGAUGUUUAUUACUUAAAGAAACUUGAAUUUGAUGCUUUACGAAUGACUAGGAAGUCUAAUAAUAAUAAUAAUUCUGUUGAAUUACAAACUGAUAAUUUGCCAAUUUCUGAGGAGAAAACUGAUGUAAAAGAAGAAAUAGUUGAUGAAAAAAAGGGAGGUUUGCCUAUUUCUGAGGGGCAAACUGUUGUAAAAGAAGAGAUAGUUGAUGAAAAAGAGGUUGUAGUCAAGGAGAUUCCUGCUGGUGUAAUGAGGGUUAAAUCAGGGAAAUGGGGAGCUAGGGUUAGUCAUCCAAAAACAAGUGAUAGAAUUUGGUUGGGAACUUUUGAUACUGCUGAAGAGGCUAUUAGGGUUUGUAAGCAAAAAGAAGGUGAAUUUGAGGAUAAAUAUAAGGGUAAGGAGAGGAUGAGUAAUGAACCUUGUGAAGGAGAUUUUCAUGGUGUUAAAGGUUUAGAGAGUACAAAAGAAUGUUCAACUGUUAGGGUUUUGGGGGGUAGAAGGUGUGAAGCUCGAGUUUGGCACCCGAAAGUGAAAAAUUGUAGUUCGGUGGGUACGUUUAAAACUCGUAAACUGGCUCGGAUUGAUCGUUCUAGGAGACAUGAAUGUGGGUGUGGAAACAUCGAGGCACCUCGAGGUUUUGAUGGUCAGGAGAUUGUUGUGGGUUUGGCUGCUCCCGGCUUGUUUGAUGAUGGUGAUGAUGCAAAAAUGAAGUCUACAAAUUCUGAUCUUGUGAAGGAUACUAAAAGUGAAAAAACCGGAGGUGCUGAGUUUCGGGAAUGUGAAACCGGUAACACCAAUGAACCUCUAAACAAUGGGGUCGGUUUUAUCGAAAGAGAUGUUGUAUCUGGUUUGUCAACAAAGAUUAAAACUACAAAUUUGGGGUUUGUUAAGACAAUAAACAAUGAAGAAUCUGGAGAUGUAGAGUUGCCUACUGGUGUUAGCCCUGUUAGGAUGACAAAAUCAAGUAACUUCAGUGCUUGGAUCCCUCAUUCAGUAUCGGGGAUUGAACAUAUUGUGCAUUCUUACGAAACCCUUGAAAAGGAUGUGGGCAGUAUUAAAAUGACUCAUUUUGAGCAAUGUUUUAAGUCUAGGAAGAGGGUCAGACCUGAUGAUGAUGAUGAUGAAGUUACAGUUACUCCUAACAAGACUGAUUCCGAGGUUCUUUAUGGCUCUCCAACUUCAAUGUUAGAUGUUAAUUCGGAGGAUUAUGCAAUCACUUGGUCUGGGUUGAAGAGUGAAGUUGAACAUGGGGCAGUUCACGGCUUGCUCGCUUUAGUUUUUGAAAAAAAGAGAGUGAAAGGCGAGGAUUCCAUUGUUCAGCAAACCAAAGGAAGUGAUGGUAUUUCUGAGGCGCAGCUAAAGGUUGUUGUACCGUUCACUUUUGAUGAAGCCGUGAAGGUUGGCAUCGUGAACGAAUAAGGGCAACUUCUUACAUUGAACGAUUUCCUGUGUUUUCAUUUUAUUUCUCGCAGAAUAAGUUCUGGAGCCCUUACCAAGAUUAACGAAUGGCACGAUCUUAGGCGUUUGUGUCUGAUAAUGGAGACCGAUACUUGCUUGGCCUUUUGAUGCUAUAAGCUUUUGAUGUACAUAUGUUCUCGUAUUGAAGCUUUGUUGAAAUAGGAAUGUAGUAUAUUGCAAUGUUCGGUCUCUCUUUAACUGUGAAGUUUUUGGGUUAUGAACGGGCAUUGACCUUGAAAACUUUGUUCUUGUAAAUGAAUUGUAACUUGUUUUCGUUAAUGCUGCAAGCCUGCAACGCAAUAGUUCAAUCGA
Molecule: messenger RNA, 2428 nt
Organism: Amaranthus tricolor (Joseph's coat)
Lineage: Eukaryota; Viridiplantae; Streptophyta; Magnoliopsida; Caryophyllales; Amaranthaceae
Exons: 1
Coding region: 350-2077 (575 amino acids)
Biological process (GO): regulation of DNA-templated transcription
Molecular function (GO): DNA binding; DNA-binding transcription factor activity
Source: RefSeq, a predicted model, not a curated record